AUGUGUGAGAGAAAGAUUGGUUCUGCCAUGGUUUCGCUUCUUCUUCUUCCUCUUCUUCUUCAUCUUCUUGUUCUUGAUUUACAGCACCACCGCUUUCCGGCUUUUUACGGCGGCAGGAUGAAGCUCCACAACUCCCGUCGCCGCUUCCGGUCCCUUUGUGGCCUGUUAGUGAUUCUUUUGCCCGCCUUGUUCACUUCUCUUUUCGCUCAAUUUUGGUUAUGCAUCGCCUUCGGUUCUUUCGGAUUCAAGUGUUCCAAAGUUGAGGCACUCACGUUUACUCAAGAGUGCAUUACAACACCAAACUUUGAAUGA
Molecule: messenger RNA, 312 nt
Organism: Lactuca virosa
Lineage: Eukaryota; Viridiplantae; Streptophyta; Magnoliopsida; Asterales; Asteraceae
Source: the annotation of a GenBank genome assembly